AUGGCCACAGCCAAAGUUCCCAGGAAUUUUAGGCUUCUCGAGGAACUUGAGAAGGGCGAGAAGGGUCUUGGGGCAGAAGCUUGUUCUUAUGGUCUCGAAGAUCCAGAGGACCUCCUCAUGUCCAACUGGAAUGGCACAAUCCUCGGACCUCCUCACAGCGUACACGAGAAUCGCAUCUACUCUUUCGUUAGCCAGGUCAACCUCCCCUGCGUUAAUCCCCGUAACGGCGUCGUCGACCCCAAGCAACUGCCCUGCCUCACCAACUGGCAAAGGAACCACACUAUGGAGACUGUUUUAAUAGAGCUUAGGAGGUACAUGGCUUCGGCAACCAACAAGAAGAUCCCGCAGCCUCCCGAAGGAUCCGUAUACGAGCAGGCUUAA
Molecule: messenger RNA, 381 nt
Organism: Parascedosporium putredinis
Lineage: Eukaryota; Fungi; Ascomycota; Sordariomycetes; Microascales; Microascaceae
Source: the annotation of a GenBank genome assembly